Molecule: messenger RNA, 662 nt
Organism: Tauraco erythrolophus (red-crested turaco)
Lineage: Eukaryota; Metazoa; Chordata; Aves; Musophagiformes; Musophagidae
Source: RefSeq, a predicted model, not a curated record
AGCACAGAUAAGUGAAGAGCUCAAGGAACUGAUCCUACGCAUGCUUGAUAAGAAUCCAGAAACAAGGAUAACAGUCCCUGAAAUUAAGGUGCAUCCGUGGCUAACCAAGGGUGGUGAGGAGCCUCUGCCACUGGAGGAAGAGCACUGUACCGUGGUGGAGGUGACGGAGGAGGAGGUGAAGAACUCAGUGAAGACGAUCCCGAGUUUACCAGCUGUGAUCCUAGUGAAGGCCAUGCUAAGAAAACGCUCCUUUGGAAAUCCGUUCGAGGUUCAGACCAGGCGGGAGGAAAGGUCCAUGUCUGCUCCAGGGAACUUGCUGAUAAAACAAGGGAGCAGAGAAGGAGGCAGGGACUCGGAGCUGCCCGACGUGUGUGAAGACGAAGCUACAUCCUGAAGCUGCCUGGCUGUUGCAGGCUGGUCGCUCACGUGCUGCUGCUGUCAUACUCAUCGUGGUGUUGCCUGGCACACAUCUGCCCUCAUCGCCAAGUCUGGGGCCUGCAAAGCAAAAGGAAAAAAAAAAGAAAAAACAAACCAAAACAGACCAACCCAGAAAACCAGAAAGGAGGAACACAGCAGCAAUAAAGAGAAGAGCAAGUCCUUUGGCUGGCAGAGGGCUGGCUCGGCCUCGUGGGCGGCUGCAUUCCUGGUGCGAGGCGUCCGUG